This is a messenger RNA of Trifolium pratense (red clover), 3528 nucleotides long. RefSeq names its product receptor-like protein Cf-9 homolog. Lineage: Eukaryota; Viridiplantae; Streptophyta; Magnoliopsida; Fabales; Fabaceae. The coding region runs from base 161 to 3235 and encodes 1024 amino acids. Gene Ontology annotation, molecular function: protein binding. The record is from RefSeq and is a predicted model, not a curated record. The transcript has a single exon.
GAUGAAAAGCAUCCCCUGCUACAAAAGCAUGCCAAGACUCAAUUUGUAAACAACUCUAUUAAGACAAUCUUUCUUGGUUCUUGCCCAUCAACAAUAGAGGGUAAUCAAUUGGUACAUCCAAAAUCAUCAAAUAAAAAGAAACAAUAUCAAGUUGUUCUAAAUGGGGUCCUUUUUUAUUAUAUUGCCUUCUUUUACCUUUCACAUCUUCUUCUUGCUGUUGUUUACUCAUUUUACUUCCUACACUUUCUCAUUAUGCAACCAUCAUGACAGCUCUGCAUUGUUACAAUUCAAGAACACUUUUUUUGUCAACACUUCAUCUACACCUGCCGAUACUUGGUACUCUUGGUACCCUAGGUGUUCCUCUUUUUCUUUCAAGACCGAAUCCUGGAAAAACAGUACAGAUUGUUGCGAGUGGGAUGGUGUGACGUGCGACCACAUAUCAGAUUACGUGAUUGGUCUGGACCUUAGUUGCACCAAUUUGAAAGGUAAGUUACAUCCCAAUAGCACUAUCUUCCAGCUUAGACACCUUCAACAACUCAACUUGGCUUUUAAUAAUAUUUCCUCCUCUUCAAUACAUGCUGGUAUUGGUGAUCUAGUGAAUCUUACACAUCUAAAUCUGUCAAACUGUUACCUUAGUGGUAAUAUUCCCUCCACAAUCUCUCAUUUGUCAAAAUUAGUAUCACUUGAUCUUAGCAAUCGUCCGUGGGGGGAAUUGGAACUCAAUACAUUCACAUGGAAGAAACUCAUUCACAAUGCUACUAAUUUAAGGGAGCUUUAUCUUGAUCAUGUGAAUAUGUCUUCAAUCAGAGAGAGCUCUUUGUCUAUUGUAAAGAAUUUGUCAUCCUCUUUAGUUUCUCUUAGCCUAGCAUAUACUAGGUUGCAAGGACAUUUGUCAAGUGACAUCCUAUCUUUACCUAAUCUUCAAAGACUAGAUUUGUCAUCUAAUUACGACCUUAGUGGGCAACUUCCAAAGUUCAACUGGAGCACUCCUCUAAGGUACUUGGACCUCUCUUCCAUUGCUUUCUCAGGUGAAAUUCCUGAUUCCAUAGGUAAGUUGAAGGCUCUUACUCAUUUAGUCCUUUCAUGGUGCUAUUUUGAUGGGAUGGUUCCUCCAUCUUUGUGGAACCUCACCCAACUAACAUAUUUGGACCUUUCAGAAAAUAAUCUUAACGGUGUGAUUUCACCAUUACUUUCAAACCUCACACAUCUCAUUUCAUGUGAUCUUUCAGAUAAUAACUUCAGCGGUAACAUCCCACCAAAUGUUUAUGGAAAUUUAAACAAACUGGAAUUUUUAAUACUUUACGCUAACAACCUAACAGGCAUAAUUCCAUCAUCAGUUUUUCAGCUACCUCGGCUUUCCAAUUUACGUUUAUCCGAUAAUAAACUAGUUGGACCAAUUCCAAUUGAAGUCACAAAACGUUCAAAAUUGAGAGUUGUGAGUUUAGGUUAUAACAUGUUAAAUGGAUCAAUUCCGCAUUGGUGUUAUUAUUUGUCUUCAUUGGUAGAGUUGUACCUCAGCAACAACCACCUCACAGGGUUCAUUAGUGAGUUCACAACUUAUUCUCUGCAAUAUUUGGAUCUCUCUAAUAACAACCUACAUGGUCAUUUUCCAAAUUCAAUAUUUGAACUCCAAAACCUUACCUUCUUAGGUUUGUCAUCAACAAAUGUGAGUGGUGUUGUGGAUUUUCACCAAUUUUCAAAAUUUAACAGACUAAAAUUUCUCAAUCUUUCCCACAAUAGUUUUAUUUCCAUCAACAUUGAUAGCAAAGUUGAAUCCAUCUCAUCACCUUACCUUGAAACGUUAGAUUUAUCUUUUAGUAAUACUAAUAGUUUUCCUAAGUUCCUUACACCAGUACCAAAUCUCCAAUGGUUAGAUCUCUCUAAUAACAACAUUCAUGGGAAAAUUCCCGAAUGGUUUCAAAAGCUCUUAAACUCAUCAGAAAGCAUUUAUUACAUUGAUCUUAGUUUCAACAGGUUUCAAGGAGAUCUUCCAAUUCCACCCUAUCACACUUACUACUUUUUACUCUCAAAUAACAACUUCAAAGGAAGCAUUUCUUCAACAUUCUGCAACGCAUCCCUGGAGGUGCUCAAUUUAGCACACAACAAAUUAACAGGAAUGAUCCCACAAUGUUUGGGAACACUUCCUUAUCUUUAUGUAUUGGAUUUGCAAAUGAAUAACCUUUAUGGAAGCAUGCCUAGAAAAUUUUCGAAAAUAAAUUCUAUUGAGACUAUAAAGUUGAAUGGCAAUCAAUUGGAAGGUCCAUUACCACGCUCUUUGUCUCAAUGUAGAUUUCUUAAAGUUUUGGACCUUGGAGACAACAUCAUAGAGGAUGUAUUUCCCAAUUGGCUAGAAAUUCUAUCUGAGUUACAAGUACUGAGUUUAAGAUCAAAUAAACUUUAUGGUACAGUCACAUGUUCCAGCACCAAAGAUCCAUUUCUCAGGUUGAGAAUUUUUGAUGUCUCUAACAACAAUUUUAGUGGCCCCUUGCCAACAUCAUGUAUUGAAAACUUUCAAGGAAUGAUGAAUGUGAAUAAUGGUAACCCAACCGGUUUGCAAUACAUGGAACACAGUGGUGGUUACUAUGAAGAUUCUGUGUUGGUCAUAAUGAAAGGUUUUUCUAUGAAGUUAACGAGGAUAUUGACUACUUUCACAACUAUUGAUUUAUCAAAUAACAUGUUUGAAGGUGAAAUUCCACAAGUCAUUGGAGAUUUAAAUUCGCUUAAAGGUCUCAACCUUUCAAACAAUGGAAUCACAGGUAAUAUUCCACAAUCUUUGAGUUAUUUGAGAAAUCUAGAGUGGUUGGACCUCUCAAGGAACCAGUUGAGGGGUGAGAUUCCUAUGGCUCUCACAAAUAUAAAUUUUCUCUCAUUCUUGAACCUUUCACAAAACCACCUUGAGGGAAUGAUACCUAAAGGUCAACAGUUUGAUACAUUUGGAAAUGAUUCCUAUGAAGGAAAUACAAUGUUAUGUGGAUUCCCAUUGUCUAAAUCAUGCAAAAAGGAUGAAGAUCGGCCAUCACAUUCAACAUCUGAAGAUGAAGAGGAAUCAGGAUUUGGUUGGAAAGCAGUAGCAAUAGGAUAUGUGUGUGGGGCAAUAUCUGGGUUGCUGUUAGGACAUAAUGUAUUCUUCGUUGGGAAACCUGCAUGGCUUGCAGGACUUGUUGAACAAAUGUUUAAUAUGCGACUGAAGAGAACAAACAACCGAGUCAGUGCAAAUCGCAGAAGAAUGAAUUAAUUUGAUGUUGAUUUUUAAAAAAAUAUAGAUAUGAUUGUUCGUAAUUUCAAUUUUUCUGUUUGAGUAAUGUUGUAUCAUCUGUUUUAAAAUUAGUAUGUUGUGUUUAUUUCAAGUUGCUACACAAGUUUAUUUAUUUGCAUAAAUUAUUUUCACAAGCUAAAAAAUAAGUCAUAUCUAAACGGGCACUUAAUAGAGGACUACUAGGUAAGAUUGUGGAGUUUGAAUUUUUUACAGUUCUGUGUAAAUUUCUUAGUCAGUAUCAAAAUCAGUAUAAAAUGUCUAAUUUCAUAUUU